Prorocentrum cordatum is the source of this 1648-nucleotide messenger RNA. NCBI's taxonomy places the organism in Eukaryota, Dinophyceae, Prorocentrales, Prorocentraceae. The record is from the annotation of a GenBank genome assembly.
GCCUUGUCUCGUGUCGACGCCCUUGGCGAAGAGCGCCGGGACAGGUGAAGGCUCUGGGAGCGCCUCCCUCUCGGUGCUCCGCGUCCGGAAUACCUUCCUGCACCUGGACUCGGGGCACGAGGACCUGGAGAGCGACUGCUCCAGCACGGGCGAGUGCCGUCCCAGCUCCGACCCCGGUCGCGCGGGCGGUGCCUCCCCCGACGUGGCGUUCGAGGACGGCUUCGCCACCGACGACGGCGAGGACACGCACGGGAAUGUGCCGGGGGCUGGCGCGGAACGCGGAGAGCUGGACGGUUUCGCCACAGACGAUGAUGAGAACAUGACCUUCCACUGCGAACGUGAUGAUGUCGCCGUGCUCCAGCUCGAGGUCGCCGCGGAGCAGGAGGCCGCGCGGCUCAUCCGGGCCGAGGCGGACCGCGUGUCGGAACAGGGCCUCCAGCUGCGCGCCCUGCAGGCGCAGCUCGGAGGGGAUGAGGGCGCGCGCAAGCGCCAGGACGACCUUCGCGACAGGCUCGAGGCCGCCGAGCACGACCUUGAGCAGACCUUGGACGCACGGCAGGCGCUCGAGGAGAGGAUGCUCGCCGACCGCCAGGAGCGGGGGCGGCGCGAGAGAGCCAAGAGCUGCCAGUCCACGGACCGUGGCGGCCAGGUCGUGGACGGCGAGUUCGGGAAGGAGCGGGGCUACCGUUUGCAGGCUGAACUCCGGGCCGUAGCACUUCUCGCUCGGGAGGGCGCGGUGGAGAUCGAGGUUGGGCACCGGGUCAUGCGGCGAAGCAUUUAUGCUAAGUCUACGCGGUGCAAGUGCGUGGGCCAUAAAGGCGUCGACGAAGGCUGGAUCACGCACUCGAUCAGACUGGCCUCCAAGGCCGCGUCUGGCGAUGAAGCCAAGGCGCCCAGUGCCUUGUGGGCGCAGCGCGAUGCCAUGAAAUCGGCCCUGCGGCGGUCCAACGCGGAGGAGUUGCGCAGGACCAGGCGGCGCCGCGAGGCCAUGGCCACGAUCGAGCGAGCGGGUGGACUGCCUUGGAACUUUGCCAUCCGUGCCUCUGAAAUGGUCGAUACUUCUGCACGGGUGGGUGUGCGCAGGGAGAGCGCGAUGAUCAACUCCCAGCGCCAGAGAUUUUGGGCGAACCCGUUGCGAUCGAAGACUCUGGAGUCGACGGCGGUCUGGAUGCAGAUGCUGCGCCGCUUCGCGAGGUGCUGGUGGCCGUGCUGGUGGCUGGUCGUGCUGGUGGUCGUGCUGGUGGUUGUGCUGGUCGUCGUGCUGGUGGAUGUGCUGGUGGUCGUGCUGGUCGCUGGUUGUGGUUGUGCUGGUGGUCGUGCUGCUGGUUGUGCUGGUUGUCGUGCUGGUGGUUGGUGGUGCUGGCUGGUCGUGCUGGUGGUCGUGCUGGUGGUCCUGCUGGUGGUCCUGCUGGUGGUCGUGCUGGUGGUCCUGCUGGUGGUUGUGCUGGUGGUUGUGCUGGUGCUUGUGCUGGUGGUCGUGCUGGUGGUUGUGCUGGUGGUCGUGCUUGCGGAGGUGCUGGUGGCCGUGCUGUGGUUGGUAGUGCUGGAGGUGCUGGUGGUCGUGUUGGUGGUCGUGCUGGUGGUCGUGCUGGUGGCUGGUCGUGCUGGCGGCAAUGUGAUAGCUUGGGCUCAAGCCAGCGCGCGAUAG